AUGGAUAUUAGGAAUAUAUUAAAUUAUUUUACUUUACUUGCCAUUUUACGUGGCUCAAGCUUUUCUGAAAUCGUUUAUACGGACACACCAUCAGGGUAUAUUGGGUGCUUUGAGGACCAAAAUGGAAUCAUGCAAGGGGGUCAGAAAAUAAAUUUUAAGGACAAUACGGGAAAUGCGUGCAAAGCAUACUGUCAAGUUAGUAACUAUAUGUAUGCUGGAACAAAGAAUGGUUUUGUGUGUUCUUGUGGAAACAGUCUGCAACCAGCGGUAAGAAGUGUUGCUUGUCAUACAGAAUGUCCUGGAAAUAGAUGUGAGAAAUGUGGAGGACCUGAUAGCGUAUCAGUAUAUACUACUGGCUCAUGCCAUUUACAUUAUUGUUCAUUUGGCCCACACUGUUUCAAAGUCUUCAAAGACAGACCGCAAAAAUACUCUUGUGACUGCAAUAGCAAAUGGUCAGGUGGUUUCUGCGACGAGGACAAAGGUAUUAAUGAGUGCCUCUCGAAUCCUUGUAACAACAAAGCGACGUGUAUAGAUGUCCUGGACGGAUUUCGGUGCCUUGAGAGUGGAAUAACUCCAACAACUUCAAACUAUCAAGGCUGCUUAUACCAAGUAAAGACGACAUCAAUUGCAAAACUGACGUCAUCUUCUACGUCAGACACAGUUACAGAAUCUACUUCCGGUAAAAUGUUGUCUGCCGCAACAUCAGCAACAACAGCGAAUGAUUGGGUGUCGAUAGGUGAUAAACAAGUCUGUGUUGUGGAAACACCGAUUGAAUAUGAUAUGGCAGUCAAACAUUGCAUUACAUUAAGUGCAAGCCUUUUGUCGUAUACAAACCCUCUACAAUAUUUCAACUUGAGCAACGUUCUGAGACUGACUGAUACGACAUACUGGAUUGGAAGUGCUCUUGGAGACAAAUGUGUUUGUUUCUCUAUGGUUCACAAUAGUCGCAGUCUAAGAAUUGAACCCUGUGAAUCCAGAAACUCAUUUAUAUGCGGCCGUAUUGCCAAUGCCACAAUGAUAAAAGAAAAUGCAGAAUUUGUAAAACUGUUGAACAAUAUGACGGUUAAUGCUAAAAUGACGAAUAAAGCACAGCGGAAAUUAAUUUCCGUUCAAGAUAACAGAUUGAGUACUAAGUUUGUUGGCGCCGUAGGAAUCCUAUUCAUUUGUGGUUGUGUUGGUUUAGUGAUAUUAGCAGAUAUUAACUGGAGCAGAUGUAAAUCCUGUUCAAGGAAACAAAACUGAAAGUGCAUGGUAUGAGAAUUAUGUAUAUCAGUAAUAAAAAGAUAAAAUAACAAAA
Ruditapes philippinarum (Manila clam) is the source of this 1297-nucleotide messenger RNA. Its product is annotated as protein crumbs-like. The transcript is spliced from 8 exons. NCBI's taxonomy places the organism in Eukaryota, Metazoa, Mollusca, Bivalvia, Venerida, Veneridae. The record is from RefSeq and is a predicted model, not a curated record. Bases 1 to 1242 code for a protein of 413 amino acids.